AUGCACAAGCACAAGUCAAAGUCCAAAUCGCACCGCUGGGGCGCCUGGUCGGAAUGGACCUGGGAUGGCACCCAACAAGCCAACGUGCGCGUUCGCCAGGAUUCCCAAGGCCAUCUCGAGUACGAAUGGGAUCAGCAGCACCUAAGCCAAGCUGGCCAUGCGCAAUCCCCUCGCGAUGCUGCUGUGGAGGACAUGACAGAACGAUUAAAUCGUCUAGCCACGACAACAACUGAAGCUCACUUCGAACCAGAAGAAGAGUAUGCCUACGCAAACCCAGCACCGGAACAGUCACCGGCCAAAAAGACCAAAUCGAAACAUAAAGAAAAAGAGAAAGAGAAAGACAAAUCGCAUCGCCGACAUGCUAGCUCGGACGGCAAAUCGUCCAAUGCCUCUCAGGAUGGCGCGGCAUACAUGGAAACUCCGAGCUUGCCAUACGUUGAAUCUCCAUACGGAGACGAGUACCAACCACAGAAAUCGACGAAAUGGUCACGGCCGAGCCGUUAUGCCGCCUUUGCCGAGGAGAGUGAAGCAUCUUCCAGUAAAACGACAGAAGCGACGCAACAAUAUACAGGGGAUGAUUUCGAAGGAACCAUCUCCAGAUAUGGCCAAGUGCAAAGCGGAUCCGAAGACUCGCCCACACCACAACCUGAGACAAGCCCAGAUGGUGAAUACAUUCCUGGAAUGUCCGAAGGUGACGCCGGUGAACUUGAUCCACGAUAUCGGAUAGAGCACUCGACACGCUUCCAGCCGGGAGAGAUCUUCAAGGUGCACUGGUCUGAACCGCAAGGCUCGAUGAGCGAACAACCAAAGUCUUCGUCCAAGUCAUCGUCAAAGAAUCAAGAUUUGGAAAAUAAAUUCGGCACAAAAUUCUUUGUCGGGUUUAGGCGCUUCAUUGUUGUCGCCAACGACCAGGGCCAUUGCACAUGCGUACCCAUCCUUACCUAUGGCGGCAAAGGAUGCAAGAAGCACGGGGUCAAGCCCGAGAAACACGGCAUCGUCUACGAACGGGGCCAAAAAUCCAAGCGGCUCGACGGCGAGCCCUCGCUUGGCUUUGCACCGGUGCGCGUCGAAAUGACUGAGAACGGCGAAAAGAUUUCGAGGGAGUCUAGAGUCAACUACUCGAAACUCGUCACCGUCGAGCACAAUGUCAAAGUCUUCUUCAUCGGCCACGUCUAUCCUAGUGAUUGGCAGAUUGUCGGCGACGCCGUCAAUCACUGCUGGAACAAGAAGAUUCACCAAAAACAACGUCAAAAGUGA
Messenger RNA from Cordyceps militaris CM01, 1257 nucleotides. RefSeq lists its product as uncharacterized. Bases 1 to 1257 code for a protein of 418 amino acids. NCBI's taxonomy places the organism in Eukaryota, Fungi, Ascomycota, Sordariomycetes, Hypocreales, Cordycipitaceae. The record is from RefSeq and is a predicted model, not a curated record. The transcript has 9 exons.